Molecule: messenger RNA, 1050 nt
Organism: Cantharellus anzutake
Lineage: Eukaryota; Fungi; Basidiomycota; Agaricomycetes; Cantharellales; Hydnaceae
Exons: 3
Coding region: 287-838 (183 amino acids)
Source: RefSeq, a predicted model, not a curated record
CAGGUGCUAUCAAAUAUCGGGUCAUAAAAGAGAGCAGAUUGUAGUCCCGACUGAACCCCCUAGCUCUUGGGGGUCAGGUUACCAGGAGAAAUGAUUUUUCCCCCUCAUACCAUCAUCGAUGGCGAGAUUCUGCCGAUGUUCCAACAGGAUCAGAUUGGGCGAAAUGAUAUGAAUCCACGGAAUGGGUCCGCCAGAGGGGCCUAAAGUCGUGUAACGCAACAGUACUGCAUACGACCAUAAGGGGUGGGGGACCGCCAAUGCUCUCAACCUUAAGUUCAGAGUUACAAUGCGGGAAAAAUUCCCUGGCAACAAUUUGAAUAGUCACGAAAUGGCAUGCACUGGCAGGAGGUGGUUUGGGACAUGGAUCACAAAUAACGUUAGAGAUCUGUUUCUCCAAGCAAGUCGAUAUCGGGAUGGAUCCGGACGGGUGACGUCACACUGUCCAUACGUCACCUUGAAUGAUGUCUCCCAGGUCGACAACGCAUUGUGCAUUGCAGCAUGUACAAUUCAGCGAGCGAGAAAGAAUGCCAAUCAUCAAGGAGCACAUGUGACGAAGAGUUCGAUAGCAUUCACGAGAAAAGGAUGGACAAUAUCAUCGCGAGGGCGGAUGGGUUGUGGGCUAGUUGAUAAGAAGGCUCACCAAGCGGUUAAUGUCAAUCGGUGGGCGAUCAGCUUUAUAGGGGCCAUGCUUUCCGUGCUCGGCGGAAGCUCAAUGUUCACAGAACCUCGUCGACAAGCAACGACUAAGCGCCAGCGACUUGUGCCAGAGAAAAAAACGCUCGACAAACAACAACGCCCCGCUAACAAAGUGAAGUGUGACAAGACCAAAAACAUGUGAUGGCAGUCGUUGCACAUAUGACUGUGGCAUCCACGUCGCAAGCAAUGAGUGCACGAAUACAAGUCGAUAGUCAAAGGAUGAAGCAGCGGGUUAGAAACAAACAAUGGACGAUGGGCACAAGAGAGAGGAACUGAUGAGGAAGGGGACGUCGCUCCCUCCAAAAACCCAACUUUAAUCCUUUCUGUAACUCAACUAGCUUUCCCAUGUUGUUC